Phialemonium atrogriseum is the source of this 3523-nucleotide messenger RNA. RefSeq names its product putative zz type zinc finger domain-containing protein-containing protein. Bases 500 to 3115 code for a protein of 871 amino acids. NCBI's taxonomy places the organism in Eukaryota, Fungi, Ascomycota, Sordariomycetes, Cephalothecales, Cephalothecaceae. Gene Ontology annotation, molecular function: zinc ion binding. The transcript is spliced from 2 exons. The record is from RefSeq and is a predicted model, not a curated record.
CCUACGACGCCCCGGGGCUUCUUGUUCGAUCAAUUGCCUGAGGUCCGUCCAUUUACAGUUCACGGCGCCCACCAUCGCCCCAUCACAGCAUUUCCUCCUUCCACCUCCCCCUCUCUCACCCUUUCCACCAGAGCAUACCGUCAAAACCAACCUUUUGUUAUUCUCUCACCUUCACCCCUUCCCCCCCAUCCAGCUUCCAGACGUGAGGCUGCUUGAGAAAGUCUUAGAUUCCGUCACUGUAGCUGGCGGCAGAGAGCGCUUUGGUCGCUCUUCUCUUAAAUAGUACUAAACCAUCGGUGAGUGAGUCCUGCCGUCAUCGGCUGAAACAUCUGGUCCGCCAAACCCAUGCCGCACCACGCCGCCUCCGCCUCCUCCUCGACUUCCUCCAACCUGCAACCUGCAUCCUCCUUCCUGCCUCCCCUCUUACUUCCUCUCAAAAGACUGACCAGCAACCUCAAAGCCGAGCAGAGUCUCAAAAAAGAAUAGAAAAACCGCGACAAUGGCGAGCUCAGCAUCCCACCUGGAUUUGCUGGUCGGCCUCAAAGUGAACAUAGCUGGCAGCACUCGCCGUUUCAAGCUCCCACUCCGAGAUCUUAGUCCGACCCUUUUUGAGGACAGGCUCCGAAACGUCUUGGGCAUCCCCCAGGGCACCGAGUGCAUCAUCGAGAGAUACUCCGACUCUGCUGCCACAUAUGUCGUCCUCGACCCGAACAACAUCUCUGUCUACAAGCAACUCUAUCGAGCUGCCAAGGCGAAGCAGAAGCUUAAGCUCCGCAUUACCACCAAGGACAAGAGCCAAGAAGAGAAAAAAGGCCCACUGCCAGCCUCAGUCGAAGACGAGCCCGAGUCGCCAGCACCUGCCCAGCCCAAGGAUACCGGCAAGGCUGACAAGGUUGACAAGGCCGGCAAGCCUGUCUUCUUGCCAACCUCGUCCACGGCUCCAUCUCAGCAGCCGUCAGUUCAGCCUCUGCCAGUGCAAUGCGGCCCCGCUGAUAACGCCAUACUGCCCAGAUCCAUCCCAUCGAUUGAGCAUGAUCACAAGCAGAUAGAAGAGCGUCUCGAGGCGAUCAGGGCUUCCAUUGCCGCUCUGCGGUACAAGCCUGCUGACCGGCCCUCCCUUGAGACUCUUGUCGAGCCCAAGAAGAUGUGCGAGGUCCCCGCCGUCCCAGCCGUGUGCCAGAAACCCGCCCCAGCUGUUGCUCCAGCUGUGCCUUGCCCCCCCUAUGCGGUGUGCUGCAACAGCUGUGACAAGACCAUCCCUGAUGCCCACUAUCACUGCUCGACCUGUGAUGAUGGCGACUUCGACCUCUGCCAGGACUGUAUUGACCGGGGCAUCACCUGCUACAGCCCCGACCACUGGCUUCUCAAGCGAUUCGUGAGGAACGGAGUUGUCGUCAACAGCACCACUGAAACAAUCUCUCCCAAGCCAAAGGUCCCCAAGCCUUGCUGGGAGGAGGAGGAGCGGCCUGUUCCCCUUCGCUCGGCCGAGAGACUGGUGCCAGUGCCAGCACUGGAGACCCUCCUGUGCCACAACAUGCGCACCUGCAACUCAUGUGUGCGGGAGUUGCCCGACCACGAUUUUGUCCACUGCACUGCUUGUGAGGAUUUUGAUCUCUGCAAGGGCUGCUUCGGCAAGAACCAGCAUGGACACGAUCCCAAGCACGGCUUCGUCGUCGUUGUCGAGGGUCACCCCCUGGUGCCCGCAGUCAGCCAGCGCCUAGCGCCCGGCCGCAACCAGGUGCACAAAGCCAUCUGUGAUGGCUGUAACAGGGAGGUUCGGGGCGUCCGCCACAAGUGUCUCGACUGCCCAGACUGGGAUUACUGCUCGAGGUGUGUGGUAGAUGCCUCAUUCAUACACCCCAACCACCGGUUCGUCCCCAUCUACGAACCUCUGCAGCCCGGUCCUAGCAUCUUCAGCCUGGCCAGGCAUGCCGGCAUCUACUGCGAUGGCCCUCUCUGCAACUCUGGCCCUUCUUCCCAUCCCGGCGUGGACUACAUUAUUGGCGACCGUUACAAGUGCGCCGUUUGCUUCGACACCGAUUUCUGUGCCGGCUGCGAGGCCAGCCCUGCCAACACGCACAACAAGACUCACCCCCUGAUCAAGUUCAAGACCCCGGUCAAGGAGGUCACCGUCACCACCACCGGCAAGCACAAGGAUGGCCAGCCGAUGCCUACCAUGGGUGACCACUUCCCGUGCCACCAGGCGACUACAAGCUCUCGCGCCACCGGGACCAAUAUGCAGCACCAGGAGAUCGUCCAGACUAAUGUCGUCACCGUUGCUGACAUGCAACCGUCUGAGCCGGCCACACCUGUUGUGGCCAAGCGGGAGGAGAUCAAGCAAGAGCAGCCCGAGUCCGAGGCUACCGAGGAGGCCACUGAGAAGGCUGUUGAGAAGGCUACUCUCUGUGAGAAGGAUCUAGUUGCCGCGUACGAGAGCGAUACCGUUGCCGACGGCACCGUCUUGCCACCCAAUCACGUCUUUGAGCAGACCUGGGUCAUCCGCAACAAGGGCGAUGUCCCGUUCCCGCCAGGUUGCUCUGCCAAGUUUGUCGGCGGCGACUACAUGGGCCAUGUGGACCCCAACCACCCCGCAGAUACUCGAGAGCUCCGCUCUGCUUCCGAGUCCACCGUCUGCACCGAGGGCCUCCCCUCUAACCAGGCAUUCUCGUUCACUGUGGCCCUUCGCACCCCGGCUCGGCCAGGGAGGGUCAUCUCCUACUGGCGACUGACCACCAGCGAUGGCAUCAAGUUUGGUCCCCGGCUUUGGUGCGACGUCAGCGUCCAGGCCCCCGAGGUCAAGGUAGAGCAGGUGGAGGACGUUGCGAAAGAGACCCCUCUCCCAGUGGCCGAGGCCGAGCCAAGUGAGCCUGCGACCAAGGAGAGCCAGAUGAUCUUCCCCAAGCUUGAGAAGGAAUCCCCCAGCGCCAGCACCUACGAGGACCACAAGGCCGCGGCAGUCCCAACUUACGAGGAGGAUUACGAUCAGUGCGACGAGCAUGGCGAGUGGGCUGAAGGCGAGUCCGACGAAGGUCUGCUGACCGAUGAGGAGUAUGACAUCCUUGAUGCCUCGGAUGAAGAGUAUCUCGAGGACCAGGAGAAGCUUCGCAAGAAGUAGGAGGCGUGCGCAACUUCCAACUUCCUAAAAACCCAACUGGCGUACGGCAUUACACGGGUUUUCCACCCCUGAACAUGAGGUGUCAUAGGAUAUGGCAAGGGGCCGGGUCGUCAUCACGGGCAAGUCCCAUAUGCUAGCUGUAUUGGCUGUAGUUCUUCCCCUCUCCUUUGGGCUCUGGGUUUCUUUCCUUCCUAGCUACUGGCUGGUUCACGAACAUCUUGCUUUGCAACGUCUUUUUUUUCCGAAUUGGUCUCGGCGAUCAUCGGAGUUGAUCUCCGCAAUCUAGCAUGCGGAAGGCAGAACUAUCCGAGUUGCGCACCACACGUCCGUCCCACCCGGCCACAAAUUGUCAGAUUGAGUCUAGUUAGGUCCUAGGUUAGGGAAUCGUUCUUUGCGAGGUUGUCACCA